CGGGGCCACUGCUUAGGAGCUGCUGGAAGGGGAGCCACAGCACAUGGAAGGAGGGCCUCUGGAGUGUGGAGUUCCAGAGUUUGGAGGACUGAGUCACACGUCUACCCCAGACAAAUCCCUAGUAGAGACGACUGGGAUUACCCAGACUGGCUUUGACCUACUGCAUUUCAUCCCGAGAGAGCUAAAAUCAAGAGGGUGUUCCGAGAGGAUGGAUGUUAUCUCUCUACCUGUUAAAUACAUUCAGGCUGCUGCACUGAAUAAUAAUAAAGAUUCCAGCCAGAAUUUCUUGAGACUGUUUAAUGGACACAUUUACAGUGGCGUGGAAACUUUGGGGAAGGAGCUCUUUAUGUACUUCGGGCCAAAAGCUUUACGGAUUCAUUUUGGAAUGAAAGGCUCCCUCGUGAUUAAUUCAGUUAAGUCUAAAAAUAAAAAUGGACUUUCUCCUGGUUUUGAAGUACAGCUCACCAAAGAUCUGAUUUGUUUCUUUGACUCAUCAGUAGAAAUCAGAAACUCAGCAGAAAGCCAACAGAGAAUAAGAAUGAUGGAAGAAUUAGAUGUAUGUUCACCUAACUUUAGUUUCUCAAGAGCAGAAAGUGAAGUGAAAAAGCAGAGAGGACGGAUGCUAUGUGACGUGUUACUGGAUCAGAAAGUGUUGCCCGGGGUGGGAAACAUCAUCAAAAAUGAAGCUCUCUUUGACAGUGGUCUCCAUCCCACUGUUAAAGUUUGUCAGUUAACAGAUGAACAGACACAUCACCUUGUGAAAAUGGUACGUGAUUUCAGCCUUCUUUUUUACAGGUGCCACAAAGCAGGAUCUGCUGUCUCCAACCACUAUAAGGUUUACAAGCGUCCUAAUUGUGGUCAGUGCUGCUGCAAGAUAACUGUGUGUCGCUUAGGGGAGAAUAAGAGAAUGACAUAUUUCUGUCCCCACUGUCAGAAGGAAGAUCCUCAACAUGUGGACAGAUGCUUGCGAGAUGUUGGUUCUCAGGCCAGAGGUCGGGACCAAGCUGCUGUGGUGGAAGCUCCAAGUCCAAACCACUGGACUAACAGAGAACCGCAGACCCCAGGGAAUAUUAAUCGGAGUAAGGCCUCCUGGAGGUCCUCAUCUCAGCACCAAGACCUGGAGCUAUCCAACUGCCUGCAGACUCCAAUGCUGGACGUCUCAGGCCAAACAGCCAGUAAGACAGGAAUACAGCACCACCUAUCAAAAAGAGGAAACAAACCCAAAAAAAAGAUGAAACCACGGAAAAAUAUGUUACAAAUGAAGGAGCAAGGUAAAAACCUACAAGACCAAAUAAAUGAAGAUGAAAUAGGCAACCUAUCUGAAAAAGAGUUCAGAGUAAUGCUGGUAAAGAUGCUCCAAAAUCUGGGAAACAAACUGGAGAAAUUGCAAGAAACAGUUACCAAGGAUCUAGAAGAAGUAAAGAGCAAACAAACAGUGAUGAACAACACAAUUACUGAAAUUAAAAAUAUUCUAGAAGGAACCAAUAGCAGAAUAACUAAGGCAGAAGAACAGAUAAGUGAGCUGGAAGAUAAAACGGUGGAAAUAACUGCCAGAAAGCAGAAAAGAAAAAAGGAUUGGGGACAGUCUCAAGAGACCUCUGGGACAACAUUAAACGAACCAACAUUCGAAUUAUAGCGGUCCCAGAAGAAGAAGAGAAAAAAAGGGGGUUGAGAAAAUGUUUGAAGAGAUUAUAGUCGAAAACUUCCCUAACAUGGGAAAGGAAAGAGUCAAUCAAGUCCAGGAAACACAGAGAGUACCAUACAGGAUAAACCCAAACAGAAACACACCGAGACACAUAUUAAUGAAACUAUCAAAAAUUAAAUACGAAGAAAAAAUGUCGAAAGCAGCAAGGGAAAAGCAGCAAAUAACAUACAAACUAUUAGAGCUAAUCAAUGAAUUUGGUAGAGUAGCAGGAUACAAAAUUAAUGCACAGAACUCUCUGGCAUUCCUAUACACUAAUCAUGAAAAAUCUGAAAGAGAAAUUAAGGCAACACUCCCAGUUACCACUGCAACAAAAAGAAUAAAAUACCUAGGAAUAAACCUACCUAAGGAGACAAAGGACCUGUAUGCAGAAAUCUAUAACACACUGAUGAAAGAAAUUAAAGAUGAUACAAAUAGAUGGAGAGAUAUACCAUGUUCUUGGAUUGGAAGAAUCAGCAUUGUGAAAAUGACUGUACUACCCAAAGCAAUCUACAGAGUCAAUGCAAUCCCUAUCAACUACCAGUGACAUUUUUCACAGUAGUAGAACAAAAAAUUUCACAAUUUGUGUGGAAACACAAAAGACCCCGAAUAGCCAAAGCAAUCUUGAGAAAGAAAAACAGAGCUGGAGGAAUCAGGCUCCCUUACUUCAGCCUAUACUACACAGCUAUAGUAAUCAAGACAGUAUGGUACUGGCACAAAAACAGAAAUAUAGAUCAAUGGAACAGGAUACAAAGCCCAGAGAUGAACCCAUGCACAUAUCGUCACCUUAUGUUUGAUAAAGGGGGCAAGAAUAUACAAUGGAGAAAAGACAUCCUCUUCAAUAAGUGGUGCUGGGAACACUGGACAGCUACAUGUAAAAGAAUGAAAUUAGAACACUCCCUAACACCAUACCCAAAAAUAAACUCAAAAUGGAUAAAGACCUAAAUGUAAGGCCAGACACUAUAAAACUCUUAGAGGAAAAUAUAGGUAGAGCACCGUAUGACAUACAUCACAGCAAGAUCCUUUUUGAUCCACCUCCUAGAGAAAUGGAAAUAAAAACAAAAAUAAACAAAUGAGACCUAAUGAAACUUAAAAGCUUUUGCACAUCAGAGGAAAUCAUAAACAAGACGAAAAGACAACCCUCAGAAUGAGAGAAAAUUUGUGCAAACGAAGCAGCAAAGGAUUAACCUCCAAAAUAUACAAGCAGCUCAUGCAGCUCAAUAUAAAAAAAACAAAUAACCCAAUCCAAUAAUGGGCGGAAGACGUAAAUAGACAUUUCUCCAAAGAAGGCAUACAGAUUGCCAACAAAUACAUGAAAAGAUGCUCAGCAUCGCUAAUCAUAGAGAGAUGCAAAUCAAAACUGCAAUGAGGUAUCACCUCACACCAGUCAGAAUGGCCAUCAUCAAAACAUCUACAAACCAUAAAUGCUGGAGAGGGUGUGGAGGAAAGGAAACCCUCUUGCACUGUUGGUGGGAAUGUAAAUUGAUACAGCCACUGUGGAGAACAGUAUGGAGGUUCCUUAACUAAAAAUAGAACUACCAUAUGACCCAGCAAUCCCACUACUGGGCAUAUACCCUGAGAAAGUCAUAAUCAAAAAGUGUCAUAGGGCUUCCCUGGUGGCGCAGUGGUUGCGUGUCCGCCUGCUGAUGCAGGGGAACCGGGUUCGCGCCCCGGUCUGGGAGGAUCCCACAGGCCGCGGAGCGGCUGGGCCUGUGAGCCAUGGCCGCUGAGCCUGCGCGUCCGGAGCCUGUGCUCCGCAACGGGAGAGGCCGAAAAAAAAAAAAAAAAAGUUAAAAAAAAAAAAAAGUGUCAUGUACCGCAAAGUUCACUGCAGCUCUAUUUACAAUAGCCAGGACAUGGAAGUAACCUAAGUGUCCAUCGACAGACGGAUGGAUAAAGAUGUGGCACAUAUAUACAAUGGAAUAUUACUCAGCCAUAAAAAGAAACGAAAUUGAGUUAUUUGUAGUGAGGUGGAUGGACCUAGAGUCUGUCAUACAGGGUGAAGUAAGUCAGAAAGAGAAAAACAAAUACUGUAUGCUAACACAUAUAUGUGGAAUCUAAAAAAAAAAAAAUGCUUCUGAUGAACUUAGGGUCAGGACAGGAAUAAAGAUGUAGACGUAGAGAAUGGACUUGAGGACAUGGGGACUGGGAAGGGUAAGCUGGGACGAAGUGAGAGAGUAACAUGGACAUAUAUACACUACCAAAUGUAAAAUGGAUGGCUAGUGGGAAGCAGCCGCAUAGCACAGGGAGAUCAGCUCGGUGCUGUGUG
Physeter macrocephalus (sperm whale) is the source of this 3950-nucleotide messenger RNA. RefSeq names its product nei like DNA glycosylase 3 (gene NEIL3). The record is from RefSeq and is a predicted model, not a curated record. Gene Ontology annotation, biological process: base-excision repair. Gene Ontology annotation, molecular function: DNA N-glycosylase activity; DNA-(apurinic or apyrimidinic site) endonuclease activity; damaged DNA binding. The transcript has 9 exons. Lineage: Eukaryota; Metazoa; Chordata; Mammalia; Artiodactyla; Physeteridae. Bases 44 to 1636 code for a protein of 530 amino acids.